Messenger RNA from Penicillium canescens, 1656 nucleotides. Its product is annotated as protein kinase. The record is from RefSeq and is a predicted model, not a curated record. NCBI's taxonomy places the organism in Eukaryota, Fungi, Ascomycota, Eurotiomycetes, Eurotiales, Aspergillaceae. The transcript has a single exon. The coding region runs from base 1 to 1656 and encodes 551 amino acids.
AUGUCAGGUCUCGAGAUCCCCGGGCUCGUGCUAGGGGUUGUCGGCGUCGUGGUCGCAUUCAAGGGGGCUAUCGACACCGCGCUGAUGAUCGAGUCUUUUUUCGACGACAGUCAAACAGAUUGUGGAUAUCUAGCGUUAUGUUAUCACACUCAAAGGGCGCGUUUACAGCUAUGGGGAGACCUAUGCAGAGUGAAUGAUGAAUCGCAAUCCGAACAAUGCACACUUCGCGACAAACCGGAAUACUUGAAAGUGCUGAUUGUCCGGAUCCUGGGUGAAAUUCGGAAACUCAACCAGGAGGCUAACAGCGUGAUUUCGAAGUACAAUAUUGAUUUGGUGCCCCUCCCAGCGCUCACAGUGGAUGAUAAUCUUGCCCCCGAUCGGGCCCUGCCAGUAGCGUUGUCCAGGAAAACCACGAAACCCAAGUCCCGGAUUCGCUGGACAAUAAAGGGGAAGUCUGUUUUUCAGGAAGUUGUCACAAAGCUCACGAGGCUCGUCAGUGAUCUCCACGAGCUUAAUGUAUAUCCCGGAGAAUCACAGCUUGCGGAAAAAGGGCUUCCGCCUCAAGUUCUCGCCCCAAUUACCGAUCACAAACUAUUGGAUAUUCUGUCCGACCCUCAAAAUGAAGUAAAUCGCACUUUGGCCCUAUCUGCUCGAGCAAAGACUCUUAAUCAAGGGCUUGAACGAGGAUCUACGGGGUCAGCAACCGCAAUAACUGGUCGGGAGUUGGAGUUCCGAGCAGACUCAUCAGUCAUUGGUAUUUUCUUCCAUCGUAAUGGCCAAGAGCUACCCAUCUGGGUCGAGUGGACUUAUUUCGAUGCCGGACCUGGAUCUGAUAGAUAUGCUACGCGCAUCAAAUCGCUGGGAUAUGUCCUAGAACGAGUCAGUCAGUCGGAGCUUUGUCUACCCCCUUGUUACGGGGUGUAUGAUGACCUCCAAUAUGAGACAGAGCACGGAUCCAAACGCCUGGGUUUUGUGUUUGGACUACCACAAUCCGACCCAUCUCUCAACAUUCAAUAUGAAGCCAACCUCCAGCUCCAUCCCCCGCGAAACCUGAAGACUCUCAUCCAGGGAGACAAAAGCGCUGCAAUACCACAUCUCGGAGACCGCUUUCGCUUGGCAUAUCGUCUUGCAAAUGCCUUCAGCCUUUUCCAUGCAGCGGGUUGGCUGCACAAGGGCAUGCAUUGCGGUAAUAUCCACUUCCUCGAACGUACCAACGGCCUUGGUAUCACUGUGCUCGAGCCGUUCAUCACGGGCUUCCAAUGUUCCCGGCCUCAGGAUGGAAUUUCAUUAUCUCGUGGACCCCUCGAAAACCGUGCACUAGACCAUUACUACCACCCUGAUGCGCAUCUAGGGUUCUCGAAACAACGUGAUCUUUAUAGUCUGGGCGUUGUGUUGUGUGAAAUUGGGCGAUGGGCCCUUGUUGCCGACAGCGUUAACGAGCGCAGGAGGAAGAAGCUGACGAGUCGAAAGGCAUGGCGGGACUAUAUGAUUAACAACGUUGUAGAAGAUCUCGGAUGGAGGAUGGGAACUUUGUACCAAGAGACGGUGAGAAAGCUUCUCGAUUCCAGCCUUCCAACUGAUGACGCCGGGGAUGCCGUCUUUGCGCAGCAGUUCCUGGAGGGAGUGAUCCAACCAUUGAGCAUGUGUAAUGCAUGA